UCUUAUCUCCCCUCUCUCUCCCUGACAAAAGAAAACCACUACUAACAUUUGCCAUUGCCAAAACCACUCUCAAAAUGGCAAAGAACGUUGCUAGUGAAGGAUCAUUUACGGUUAAGGACUACCAAGAUCCUCCACCAGAACCACUAAUAGACCCAGUGGAGUUAACACAAUGGUCCUUCUAUAGAGCAAUUAUUGCUGAAUUCAUAGCCACGCUUCUCUUCCUUUACAUUACUGUGCUGACUGUGAUUGGUUACAAAAGCCAAAGUGACAUGUCUAGUGAUCCUUGUAGUGGAGUUGGGAUUCUUGGUAUUGCUUGGGCCUUUGGUGGCAUGAUCUUCAUUCUUGUUUACUGCACUGCUGGUAUUUCUGGUGGUCAUAUAAAUCCAGCAGUAACAUUUGGACUAUUCUUGGCAAGGAAAGUAUCACUAAUAAGGGCAGUAAUGUACAUGGUGGCUCAGUGUUUAGGAGCGAUUUGUGGUGUUGGUUUAGUUAAGGCUUUCCAAUCAGGUUACUACCAUCGAUAUGACGGAGGAGCCAAUAUGCUCUCUGCCGAUUACAGUAAAAGCGUUGGAUUGUCCGCGGAGAUCAUCGGAACUUUUGUUCUUGUUUACACUGUUUUCUCUGCUACUGAUCCCAAGAGAAAUGCUAGAGAUUCUCAUGUCCCUGUGUUGGCACCACUGCCAAUUGGAUUUGCAGUGUUCAUGGUUCACUUAGCCACCAUUCCCAUCACCGGCACCGGAAUCAACCCGGCUAGGAGUCUUGGAGCUGCUGUUAUCUUCAACCAACACAAAGCUUGGAAAGACCAUUGGAUAUUUUGGGUAGGACCUUUCAUUGGAGCAGCCAUUGCAGCAUUCUACCAUCAAUUCAUAUUGAGAGCAGGUGCAGCUAAAGCCCUUGGUUCAUUCAGGAGCAGUACUUCUCAAGUUUGAUGACUAUGAUUUAAUAUAUUUAAGAAAGGAAGGCCAUUUGGGCUGGGGUUUCCAGUAAUUGUUAUUGUACUCUAUUUAUGUCUGCGUUAAUGUUAUUAGUAGUGGUCUUUUUUUCUAGCUCUCCUUGAUACAAAAGUGAUUGUCUUUGGAAAGGGAUUUUUUUUUUUUGGGUAUUCCCUUUGUUGUUGGCAAUUGACUUUUGGAUCUACAUUUUGUGCUUAUGAUCAAUCUUUCUUUGUAUUUUCUACUUCUAUCUCGAGUCAUUUCACUUUA
This is a messenger RNA of Lycium ferocissimum, 1202 nucleotides long. Its product is annotated as probable aquaporin PIP2-1. Bases 75 to 929 code for a protein of 284 amino acids. Gene Ontology annotation, cellular component: plasma membrane. Lineage: Eukaryota; Viridiplantae; Streptophyta; Magnoliopsida; Solanales; Solanaceae. Gene Ontology annotation, molecular function: water channel activity. Gene Ontology annotation, biological process: transmembrane transport. The record is from RefSeq and is a predicted model, not a curated record. The transcript has 4 exons.